This is a messenger RNA of Ostertagia ostertagi, 225 nucleotides long. The record is from the annotation of a GenBank genome assembly. NCBI's taxonomy places the organism in Eukaryota, Metazoa, Nematoda, Chromadorea, Rhabditida, Trichostrongylidae.
AUGGGAGCAGUCUAUGGUUAUAAUUGCAGUGGCGACUAUGACAGCCUUCUUUUCGCUCUUCGCGCAAUGUCUGAAAGAGAAAAACGUCAAGUUACUGAACAGGUUCAACGCCUAGUUGGGUCAGCUUCUGUGGAGGAGCUAUUGCGAUACAUAACAACAGAAGCUCAUAGGGAAAUUCUUCUCGGUGUAAUAGCAGAUUUCAUACGCCAGAAGUCGAGCUCUUAA